GCCAUUAAAACGAAAAGAAGAAGAAGAAGCUGAGCAGAAGUUUUUCUUUGGAUGAAGUUGUGAACAGUGCUACUGUUGCGUGCUUGCUGAUCAUCUUCCUUCUCUACGUCAACAUUGUGCUCCAGUUGUCAAUCAGAUGGCUCAGAAGAAAGUGAAGCUGGACCCAGAGGCCUUCUCAUGUACGAUCUGUGCAGGUCUACUGAAGGAUCCGGCGACUAUUCCCUGUGGACACAGCUACUGUCUGAGCUGUAUAAAUGACCACUGGGAUGAAGAAGACCAGAAAGGGAUCCACAGCUGCCCUCGGUGUGGGGAGACGUUCAAACCGAAGCCUGUGCCGACCAAAAACAUUGUGUUAGCGGAGCUGGUGGGGGAUCUGAAGCACCACGGUUUCCAAGCUGCUCCAGCUGAUCACUGCUAUGCUGGACCUGAAGAUGUGGCCUGUGAUGUCUGCACUGGGAGGAAGAUGAAGGCAGUCAAGUCCUGUCUGGUCUGUUUAGUUUCUUACUGUCAGAAUCACGUUAAACUUCAUUACGAAUCUUCUGCCUUUAAAAAACACAAGCUGGUGGAGCCCUGCAAGAACCUUGAGGAGAACAUCUGCUCUCAUCACGGCGAGGCGCUGAAACUUUACUGUUCCCUUCAUCAGAAGUGUAUCUGUAUCCUCUGCUUAGUUGAUGAACAUGAAGGCUGCAAGACGGGUUCUGCUGCGACAGAAAGGACCAAGAAGCAGAAGGAGCUGGAGGAAUGUCGAAGAGACUUCCAGUUGGGAAUCCUGACCCGGCAGGCGGACGUGAAGCUGCUUAAACAGGAGGUGGAGGCCAUCAAUGUCUCUGCUGAUAAAGCAGUGGAGGACAGUGAGGAGAUCUUCACUGAGCUGAUCCGUCUCCUCCAGGAAAGAAGCUCUGAGGUGAAGCAGCAGAUCAGAUCCCAGCAGGAAACUGAAGUGAGUCGAGUCAAAGAUGUUCAGAAGAAGCUGGAGCAGGAGAUCAGUGAGCUGAAGAGGAAAGACGYUGAGCUGGAGCAGCUCUCAMACACASAGGAUCACAMCCAGUUUCUCCUCAACUGUCCUGUAUGGGCAGACUUUAGUCGGCCUACAUACUUCUCCAUAUUUGAUGGCAUUCCUCCAGGAUACUUUGAGAAUGUGACAGAAGCUGUGUCAGCGGUCAAAGCCAUUGUGGCGGACUUGAUAUGCGAUGGAUGGCCGGAGAUCUCUGAGACGAUAUCAAAAGUGGAUGUUUUAUUGUCAAAACCAGAACUAUCCACCAGAGAGGACUUCUUAAGAUACGCAGUAGACAUCACACUGGACCCAGACACRGCGCACCAGGAGAUUCGCUUAUCCAGAGGAGACCGGAAAGCUUUAUCGACGGCAGCGCUGCAGAAUUACCCCAACAACACAGACAGAUUCAAGAUUCCUUUGCAGGUCCUGAGCAGAGAGCACCUGACUGGCCGCUCCUACUGGGAGGUGCAGUGGAAAGGAAGGGCUGUCGAUGUCGCCGUUUCAUACAGCAACAUCAGCAGAGCGGGAGGCUUGGAGAAAUCCGAGUUUGGCUGGAACAACAAGUCCUGGUCGCUGCACUGUCACUCAGCCGGUUACACGUUCUGGCAGAACUCUGUCCACACGCCGGUGUUGAGUCCUCCUUCGUACAGAAUAGGAGUGUUUCUGGAUCCCAAAGCAGGAAGUCUGUCCUUCUACAGCGUCUCUGAAACCAUGACUCUCCUCCUGAAAAUCCAGACCACGUUCACUCAGCCGCUACAYGCCGGGCUGAGGUUCCCCAACUCUGCGAACGACACCGCUGAGUUUGUGAAACUGAAGUAGCUUCAAUGUGUAUUUAGGUUUCUUCCUAUGGAAGAGAAUUAGGGUCAUAAAAAGAGUAAACCUUUUUCAAUCAGACCUGGGUGUAAACCUUUUUGCUCUUCUGUUAAUAAAUUGCAUCCUCAGUGACUUCUAGGCCAUGGAAAUAACUGGCUAAAGUCAAACAUGUUCCUCCAGAAAGCUUGUUGUCCUCUUCCACAACUUGCCCAACUGCUUUAAAGACCAAAUUCUUUGCUUUUUUUCAGUGGCCCUAAUGCUCUUCCAUAGUUUAUUGUUGUACUCAAUGAAAGCUAAUUGCUGUUUCUCGCCGCUUUUGCACCCAGUGUGGCCAUUUCAGCAUUUUCCAGGAGAAGGUAGUAUCAAAAUGAAAAAUGUGCCUUAGAGUGAAAACAACCAACUACAAUCAGUUCAGUUGCUUAUAGAAAAUGCUAAAAGUCRAGUGUCUGUUUUCUGAUUUCUGUUGCUCUAGGCAAAAAUAAAUUCAGUGAMAGUUUGAAAACACA
Poecilia reticulata (guppy) is the source of this 2313-nucleotide messenger RNA. RefSeq names its product tripartite motif-containing protein 16-like. Gene Ontology annotation, molecular function: protein binding. The record is from RefSeq and is a predicted model, not a curated record. NCBI's taxonomy places the organism in Eukaryota, Metazoa, Chordata, Actinopteri, Cyprinodontiformes, Poeciliidae.